This is a messenger RNA of Ficedula albicollis (Collared flycatcher), 4313 nucleotides long. It is a transcript of the gene AJM1, whose product is annotated as chromosome 17 open reading frame, human C9orf172. Gene Ontology annotation, biological process: cell-cell junction organization. The record is from RefSeq and is a predicted model, not a curated record. NCBI's taxonomy places the organism in Eukaryota, Metazoa, Chordata, Aves, Passeriformes, Muscicapidae. Gene Ontology annotation, cellular component: plasma membrane; apical junction complex.
GGCGCCCGGCCCUGGGCCCGCUCCCCGCUGCAGGGCUGCUGCAGGGACACGGGUACACACAGGCCCAGGAGACCCCUCGCCACUCCAGUGCCCUCACCAGGGCUGAACACACUGUCCAUGGAAAACCCUGGUGUUGAACCCCCAGAGCCCUGCUCAGCACUGCCAAUUCAUGUGAUUCUGCAAGACAGUCCCUGUGUCCUGUGGCCCAGGAAGAGGGCACAGUGCUCUGUGUUCUCCUCUCACGGUGCUGAAGCUGGUGUGCAGAGCUCCCUGGCUGCCCCCAUGAGUGUCCUGCCAGCUGCUCCAUGAUUUGCACUCUGGAUCUGGAGACUUUUUCCAGUUUCUUCCUCCAGUUGACUGACUUUCAACAGCAGCAGUGGAGGCUGGGAUGCCCCCAAACCUUCAUUUCUGAAGAGAUGGCCAACCCCCAGCUCUGAGCCAGGAGCUGAGGGGAUUGAUAGGAGGUCACGCCAGGAUUGAGGCACCUCAUGUGUUCUCUUGCAGGGUGGGCUAUCGUCCUCUGAGGCUGUGUGACAGGGAACUGGCAGGAGAAGAGUCACUUUUAAGAUGACACGAACAGACCCACCUGACAUCCUGGUGUCCACGGUGUACCAAGACAUCAAGGUGGCGACAGCAGCCCCUGGGGAUUCCGUUGUCUGUCAGCCCCUUGCACAAUGUGACGCCUCCAUGUCCUCCUCCCUGUCCCGCGAGCCGCAGCCCUUCAACAAGCGCCACUGCAGGAGUUUCGAUUUCAUCGAGUCGCUGGAAGAGCUGGGCACCCCCCCGGCCAUGGAGCGCGCCUGCCCGCGCCCCGGCAUGCCCGAGCCCACGCCGGGGCCGCCGGGCAGGCACCCCCCCCCCCCCCCCCCCCCCCCCCCCCCCCCCCCCCCCCCCCCCCCCCCCCCCGCGCCGCGGAGCGAGCCCAAGCGCCGGGCCCGCUCCAAGAGCGCCCCGCGGGUCAAGUCCACGCUGACCGCCGUGCCCAUCACGGUGGCAGCAUCACCGCCGGCAGCCCCCCCGCGGGAGGUACUGCGGGUGGCGCGGGAGCCCUCCCACACCGAUCCCUCGCCGCGCCGCGAGGCCCCGAUGCCGCUGCGGGCACUGGCCAACGAGGUUCACCCCAUCAAGCUGCAGCCGCAGCGCAGCAGCGUCAGCCGCAUCUCCCCGCUCUGCCUGGGCAGCAAUUGCUACGAGGAAGGGCCGGGGGCUAAGGUGGGCGCCAGCCCCCACGUCAAGUGCCGAGUGGACAUCAAGCCGGACGAGGCAGUGCUGGUGCACACGGCGCGGAGCCUGAGGGCAGCCCCAAGCCGCCCGGAGCCGCCGCGCUGGCCCCGCACCCCUGGGGCCACCCGCAGCCUGACCGUGCCAGGGAGCCGGCAGGCGUCCGCGUCCCGCACGCCCACCCCCAGCGACUCCUACAGCGGGGACCCUCCGCUGCUGCCCUACCCCGGUGAGUACUACGAGGCAGACCCCCGGGCACUGGCGUACCAGACAGUGCCGGUGCCAGCCUCACGGGAAUUCAGGGAGUACCCCGACAGGGGCUGCAUGACCUUUUCGGCCCCCGGCGUCCCAGCCAAGUUCUUCUACGCAGAGGAGGCAGCGCGGUGCCCCAGCCCUGCCAUGCCGCUCCGCAGCUCUGGUUAUGCCAGCUACCCCUACCCCAGCCGCCACGCCGUGCCCCAGCCCUUCUACACCGAGGAACCCGCCAAGGCUGCCGUUCACACGGUGCCGCCCCGGACGUUGUACGUGGAGGAGGCGCGGGGUUACCCGGUGCAGGAGGCGCCUGCCCGCACCUUCUACGGGGAUGAGCCCCGCUACUACACCCCGCGUGGUACCCCUAUCAAAACCCUCUACGCCGAGGACGCUCGGACAUACCCAGCCCUCGGCUCCUCCGCCCGGCUGUUCUAUGCCGAGGACUACGGCAAGUACCGGGAGCGGGAGGUGCUGUCGCGCACGUGCCCCCCGCCCCGCAGCGCGCAGCCCCUGCACUUCGGAGACUGGUACUGCCCCGAGCGGGCCACGCUGCCCUACCAGAGCCUGCAAUUGUCACGCUUCGCCCCGCAGCCGGCCGGGCGGGAGGCCAUGUUCUCCUCCUGGCACGCCAGCUACGGCGUGACUCCACCACGGCUGGGCCGGGAGACCCAGCACUACUCCAAAUCCUGGGAUAACAUCCUGGCGCCAGCAGCGCGCAGGGAAGAGGCCCUGCAGCGUGGGCGCAGCUAUGAGAACCUGCUGGCCCACGAACAGCACUGUGCCUUAUCCCCCGAGGAGCGCCGGCAGCCUGUGGUGAUCAACCUGUCGAGCUCGCCCAAGCGCUACGCGGCCCUGUCCCUCUCCGAGAGCUCCAUCCUCGAGCGGGUGCACGCCGACGGCAGCCGCGGGCCCCCAGGCCGCUCCUGGUACGUCACGCCGGAGAUCACCAUCACCGACAAUGACAUCCGCGCCGACGGGCUGGGCCGGGGCGAGAGGCGCUCGGCUAGCUGGGACAUGCUGGACGCGGGGCGGGAGCGCGGGCCCUACGCCGUGCCCUGUGCCCCACAGCCCAUCCCCAGGGAGAGUGGCUCGGGGCGCCAGCGCAGCCUGGAGCAGCUGGACGAGCUUAUCACCGACCUUGUCAUUGACUACAAGCCAGCACCGGGUCACCGCGCCGGGGACAGGGACAGCCUGGCGGAGCAGCUCAAGCAGCUGCUGAGCAGUAGCACCUCGGGGCCCCCCCGGCGGGGCGAGGGCAGGCGGGUUCCUCACAACGUGCCCGAGGGACCCCGACCCACAAAAGAGCAGCCGGGCCCCAGCUCCCAUGCCGGCACCCCGCGCCGCCCACCCGCGCCGCCGGCCACCGGCCCCUUCGAAAAGUCACCGGAAAACUGCUCGCCCGACCUGAGCGCUGAGGAGGACGACAUGAUGAUGUGCUCCAAUGCCAAGUGCCGGCGCACGGAGACCAUGUUCAAUGCCUGCCUCUACUUCAAAUCGUGCCACAGCUGCUACACCUACUACUGCUCCCGGCACUGCCGGCGCGAGGACUGGGACACGCACAAGGCCAGCUGCGUCUACGGGCGGGUGGGCAGCGUCUGCCGCCACGUCCUGCAGUUCUGCCGCGACAACGCCGAGGUGCACAAGGCUUUCUCGCGCAUCGCCAAGGUGGGAUACCUCUCCCGCGGCCGCGGCGUACUCUUCCUGGGCUUUCCCAAUGCGGGCUCGGCCGAGAACUUUCUCCAGUUUGGGCUGGAGAGCCUGCUGAUGUCCCCCACGUACCUGUCCCUGCGGGAACUGGACAGCUACUCGGACAACCUGGGGGAAUAUGCCCAGGAGCUGCGGGAGACAGGCAACCAGUACGACCCCAACGAAUGUUUCCUGCUGAAUGUAACCGUGGCCGUCACCCAGAAAGUGCCAGAGAGGCCGUCACCGAAGAUGCAGGUGCCGACGGUCAGGAAAUACGCCAAGGUGGCCUUAGCCUCCUCCAGCCCCGAGAAGAAGAUCUUGAAGAAGGAGCGGGACAUGGAAACGUUGAUUCUGACGCCACCGCCCGGCACGGCGGACAUCGACAAGGAGGGGGAGGAGGGCCGGAAGGCACGGGAGGUCUGCUUCAUCAACAUCCAGCGGGAGCUGCGCAUCCGCGGCGUCUUCCUGCGGCACGAGUUCCCCGCUGUCUACGAGCAGCUCUGCGACUUCGUGGAGAGCAACAAGCGCUUCACCCCCACCACCAUCUACCCCAUCGACAAGAGGACGGGCAAACAGUUCAUGUGCAUGAUUAUGGCGGCCUCUGAGCCUCGCACCCUCGACUGGGUGGCCAGCCCCAACCUCCUGGACGACAUCAUGUGAACGCCGGGCGGGGGGCACCCCCUCGGAAGAUACGUGCUGUCCUGCCAGAACCCCCUCGGCUGUUGCACCAGGGGAAGGGGCUGCGGGUGGCCGGCAGUGCUGGGGGGCCGGGGGGUGACGGGAGCACAGCCCCAUGUUUGCCCUGGAGCCCAGAGCCUGGCGAGCCCCUGCAGAGCCCUCUCGGGUGCGCGGUGCUCGGCCGGAGCGGGGGCGCCCCGCACCCCCAAACCCCUGCCCGCUGCCGGGCUGCCACACACCCAGAGCCCCCCAGGACUGCCCCAGGGCCCCCCAGCGCCGGGGGGCUCGCAGCGGCCAGACCCAGCGCCUGGGGUUGGGCCGCACCAGGACCAUGUCCCCACCGUGUCUGUGUGUCCUGGGCGUGUUACUGCGGCAUCGUCAGGUGCUGGGGGGCCCUGGGUCCCACGCGAGCUCUGGGCACAGAGCGGGACAGGGCUGGGGGUCCCUGGGCGCUGCCGGGGAAGGGGAUCCGCGGG